Musca vetustissima is the source of this 1575-nucleotide messenger RNA. RefSeq names its product putative mediator of RNA polymerase II transcription subunit 24. The coding region runs from base 1 to 1575 and encodes 524 amino acids. The record is from RefSeq and is a predicted model, not a curated record. The transcript has 3 exons. Lineage: Eukaryota; Metazoa; Arthropoda; Insecta; Diptera; Muscidae.
AUGAACAGUGACCCAGCGCCAGGACGUUCACCGGGACCACCUGUGCAAACAGCGGCAGCUGCCAUCGUUGUGGCAACCACACCUAUUGUGGAAGCGGAACAACAGCAAAAAGAUGUGAACAAUGUAGAGAAUGACGGUAACCAUAAUAGCAAUCACAACAAUAACAACAAGUUUACUUACAACAACAACAGUGAGGACAUUAAAGACAACAACAAUGAAGAUGCUUCAAUUGGCAUCUCCAAUGAAACAAUACCCUUAGAGGGGCAACAACACAGUUCAAACGUGGAUAACAUAAACAGCAAUGAGGCUAAGGGUCAUCACGAAGACAUAGCUUCAAUUACAACCAGUGCUUCUCAGGAGCAACACGAAGAAGAAGAACAAGAAAUACAACAGACAGAAACAAUUAAUUUUCCAUUAACAAAAACUCACAAUGACAAGAACACUGAAAAUGAACAUGCCAGAAAACUGGAUGCCAAUGCAAACAAUGGAGAGGCUCCGUUUAACCCGAUUGGGGGUGAAUACAGUUUGCCUUCACCUCAGCUGACAACUACAUAUGUGAGUGCGGAAAAACCACUCACGCAACAUGGGAAAUCCUUCGAUAAUGACCAAAAUUCACAGAUGAAACAAGAGGAACAUGAAACCCCAAUGUCAAUGUCAAAUUCGGAACAAAUGUCGGUACCCCACAAUGAGAAGGAGAAUUUUGAAAAAUCAUCACCGCCGACCAGCACAACUUCUGCAACCAUCAAUUCCUGUCGUUCACAACUCGAUAAUUUUCUUAGUGAUGCCACAGUGAUUGAUGCCGAUGUAAUAGCUGACGACGAUACAGCCACAUCGAAAAAUGUCAACAACAACCACAACGCCAGCAACAACAACACUAAAUUCAAUGUUCCACUGGCGGCCCCUCACCAUCAGGCCAUGCAAAUUGCUUUGAAUUUGCAUCAUGAUAUCUUUGAUACCUCCAAUGAUUUUGGUAUCAAUUGUGGUCUCCUCUAUAAAGUACAUCUGACGGUGACUCCGCAAAAAAGAUCAUCCACAUCGGCAACAUUAAAACGGCCAGCCAGCAAACGAAGCCAAAAGACAGUCACACCGGAAAUGCAAAAUCCAGCAAUUCAUUACACGGGGGAUUUUUACGUUGAAACCGUAUCGCUGUUGAAUGCUCAUGAACGUGGCAGCUUUGUGAGUGAAACGGUAACUGCUGCUGGUGGCGGCAACAAGUUGCCAAUUUCAUGGUUCGCCACGGCACAACAAAAUGGAAAACGCCAACCAGCGGUGAUGACAAAAAAUGCUAAAGGCUCUAUGAUGGGCGGUGGCAAUGGUAAAAAAGCCAGUCCCAGAGAAGAGUUUGCGGAAACAUUGCACAAAAAUGAUUUUAAUUUUGCCAAAGUACGAAAUGCUUCGAAGCUAAAACGUGAACGUGAACAACAGCAUCAGGCAAAAAAUCUCCAUCAGAGUCAGGUCGAUGCAGACAGCAAUGCCAGAUGGUAUUACGACAAAAAAGAAUUGCCAUCAUCAUCAUCGUCCUCGGUGAAUUCUAAAGAUCUCUGUUUAUCUGUUGUAUCGUGUACCGUCCAAUGA